UCUACAAUCACACACACAUUUUCAUGGCGUAAAAACAGUCAACGGCCACCAGAAGCCACCGCGGCACCAGCAAUUUUCCUCCUCUCAAACAGCAUCAAUAAGAAAUUGAUGGUGGUUGAUGCAAAUUUAUCUCGGGCCAAGAGAGGAAAAAGUGGAAAAUCAAAGUGUUUGACACACCAUAGUCACAAAAUUCAUAGUGAUUUCAAAGUUUAUCAAUUAAGCACAUUUAUAAUUCUUCUUCACUCAACAGCCCUAUUUUAGUGGAUUAUUACUGGAAAUAGUGAAAAUUUUAGUUAAUGAUCAAAGUUAGAAAAAACAAAGUGAAAAAGUGAGUGAAAUACUGAAAGUGGGAUAACAACGUGAAAAAUAAUUAUGGAAAUUUCUGCAAAUAAUCACACCGACGGAACAGAUCACCGUGGAAAUUCACCAGGAUCCUGCUUCCCGACGCCACCAAACCACCUGAUGCCAUGGCAUCCACCACCCAAUGGAAAUGCCGCCGGAAAUGGGGGAGGAAAUGGAACAGGGGCACUACACGACGGCAAUGGAAACACCGUAAUGCCUGGCAAUGGCAGAAAAAUUCAGAACAUGAGUCUCGUGUGUGUCGUGUGCGGAGACACGAGUUCUGGCAAACACUACGGGAUUCUAGCCUGCAAUGGAUGUUCUGGAUUUUUCAAGCGUAGCGUUAGACGGAAAUUAAUCUACAGAUGCCAAGCCGGAACCGGACGAUGUAUUGUGGACAAAGCUCACAGGAAUCAGUGCCAGGCAUGCCGAUUGAAAAAGUGCCUCCAAAUGGGCAUGAACAAAGAUGCGGUGCAGAAUGAGAGACAACCGCGAAAUACUGCCACAAUUCGUCCGGAAGCACUGCGAGACAUGGAACAGGGACAUGCCCUGAGAGAAGCAGCAGUCGCCGUGGGUGUUUUCAGAAGUUUCGAUAAUAUUUUCAGCCCACCCGUGUCAUUGCUGCCUUCCAAUCGAUACGGUCCAGGACUCUUGACUCCUCCAGCCCUCAAUGCUGUCCCUGUGAGCACACUCUUCCAGAAUCCAUCGACAUUCCCUCUGACCAACAGUAUUGCAGCCCAUCACCAUGGAUCACCAUUGGGGACUACAGGAGGAACUCUGACAGGAGGGAUUAUGAGGACUGGUAGCAGCAACAGCAACCACGAGAGUGUUUGUCCACUCAAUGCCUCAACGACUUCCAGCAACAAUUCCCAGCCCCCAAAUUCCCCUCCCCUCAGUAAUUCCACCAAGGAGGCCAAUCGAGUGGAGAAUUGUGUGAAAGUAGCCCCAGAAUCGGCCAAGAGUAUGUCUUCAGUGGGAUCUGUUAGCCCAAUACCCUCAAAUGACAACGAUGGUGAGUGCGUGUUCGGGAAAAUUCAGUGGAAAGCUUAUAAGAAGUUCAUUGCCGUUGCAGAAGACUCAAUUGAUGUGACCAAUGAUGAGGAAACUGAUCGAUCACCCAAUGCAACUUCCAUGCACUGUAUAAUGCCCCCGAAGUUUUAUGGACAUCCCCAGGAAACAAUCUUCGAGACGAGUGCCAGGUUGCUCUUCAUGGCGGUUAAAUGGGCCAAGAAUUUGCCCAGUUUUGCCAGUCUCCCAUUUCGUGAUCAGGUAAUCCUGCUGGAAGAGUCAUGGGCUGAACUAUUCCUCCUCAACUCCAUUCAGUGGUGCAUGCCACUGGAUACAGCCAGUUGCUCUCUCUUCUCCUCAACCGAACAUUGCGCCAAUCUCACAAAUGCCGGCGUCAUGAAGCACACUCAAGUGGCUCAGGAUGUUCGGACUCUUCACGAUACUCUCUGUCGCUUCAAAUCUGUCCUCGUGGAUCCAGCUGAAUUUGCCUGUCUCAAGGCUAUCGUGUUGUUCAGAUCUGAGACGCGAGGCCUCAAGGAUCCAGCUCAGAUUGAGAAUCUCCAGGAUCAGGCUCAAGUGAUGCUGGCCCAGCACUGUCGCAGUCAAUUUCCCGCGCAAAUUGCCCGAUUCGGGCGGUUGCUGCUGAUGCUGUCACUGCUGAGGACAAUCCACUCGCACAAGAUCGAGUCGCUGUACUUCCAGCGAACCAUAGGCAACACGCCAAUGGAAAAAGUCCUCUGUGAUAUGUACAAGAACUAAAGAGGAAGUCAAAUGGGAGGUCAAUGUAAUUUGUCUGUGUCGAUAGUUAAUAAAUUUCGUCAAUAAACGAA
Messenger RNA from Phlebotomus papatasi, 2177 nucleotides. RefSeq names its product photoreceptor-specific nuclear receptor (gene Hr51). The record is from RefSeq and is a predicted model, not a curated record. The transcript has 6 exons. Gene Ontology annotation, biological process: positive regulation of transcription by RNA polymerase II; cell differentiation; anatomical structure development. Bases 373 to 2106 code for a protein of 577 amino acids. NCBI's taxonomy places the organism in Eukaryota, Metazoa, Arthropoda, Insecta, Diptera, Psychodidae. Gene Ontology annotation, molecular function: RNA polymerase II cis-regulatory region sequence-specific DNA binding; zinc ion binding; nuclear receptor activity.